This is a messenger RNA of Anas platyrhynchos (mallard), 1673 nucleotides long. RefSeq names its product beta-ureidopropionase 1 (gene UPB1). The record is from RefSeq and is a predicted model, not a curated record. Gene Ontology annotation, molecular function: beta-ureidopropionase activity. Lineage: Eukaryota; Metazoa; Chordata; Aves; Anseriformes; Anatidae.
GGGGGAGAAACACCGGGACUCCCUGAGUCCCCCCCACUUCCAGGGGCACCGAAGCUCCCUCAGGGGCCAUGGCGGGGGCUGCCCGGCCGCCAUCUCCGCUGAGGAGAAAGGGGCGGGGCCGCCGGGGCUGAAGUCCCCGUGCCCAACGGCCCCAGGCGUCGCCUCGCCCUGCGCCAUGGCGGGGGAGCUGCCGUCGGUGGAGGCGUGCCUGGAGCGGUACAUCCCGGCCUCGGACCUCGCCGACGUCAAGCGGAUCCUCUACGGCGGCGAGGCGAGAAAACUGAAUUUGCCAGAUGCUGCUCUAUCAGCAGCUCAGGAAAGAGAUUUUGAGCUACUGGGCUAUGGAUUUGAUGCUGCUCCAGAGCAAUUGAGAAGGCCACGUAUCGUUCGAGUAGGACUGGUGCAGAAUAAAAUUCCGCUUCCCACAGACACAGCCGUGGCAGUGCAGGUGGCUGCCCUGCACAAACGAAUUGAGGAGAUUGUGGAAGUAGCUGCAAUGUGUGGGGUCAACAUAGUUUGUUUCCAGGAGGCAUGGACCAUGCCCUUUGCUUUUUGUACAAGAGAGAAACUUCCCUGGACUGAAUUUGCUGAGUCAGCAGAGGAUGGACCAACAACAAAAUUCUGUCAAGAGCUGGCAAAGAAAUACAAUAUGGUUGUGAUAUCUCCAAUCCUGGAGCGAGAUGAAAUACACGGAGGAACUCUGUGGAACGCUGCAGUGGUCAUUUCUAAUUCUGGAGCUGUCCUUGGCAAAAGCAGGAAAAAUCACAUUCCAAGGGUUGGAGACUUCAACGAGUCUACAUACUACAUGGAAGGAAAUACAGGGCAUCCAGUGUUUCAGACGCAGUUUGGAACAAUUGCUGUGAACAUCUGCUAUGGGCGCCAUCACCCUCUGAACUGGCUCAUGUACAGCAUGAACGGAGCAGAGAUCAUCUUUAACCCUUCAGCCACUAUUGGAACACUCAGCGAGUCACUGUGGCCAAUUGAAGCAAGAAAUGCUGCCAUAGCUAAUCACUGCUUCACAUGUCCCAUCAACAGAGUGGGAACGGAAUACUACAAAAAUGCCUUUACUUCAGGGGAUGGUGGAAAAGCACACCAUGACUUGGGCCAUUUUUAUGGCUCAAGUUAUGUAGCUGCACCAGAUGGCAGUAGGACCCCAGGACUCUCUCGAAUUUAUGAUGGACUUCUUGUGGUAGAGAUGGAUCUAAAUCUUUGCAGGCAAGUCAGUGACAUAUGGAAUUUUAAGAUGACCGGUAGAUAUGAAAUGUAUGCAAAAAAGCUCACUGAAGCAGUCCAGCCUUAUUUUACACCCAAUAUAAUCCGAGAGUGAGAGGCCAUCUCGUUACACUCAAAUGUUACGUAAUAAAUGAAAAGAUACUAAUGGAUGCUAAAUUUACUACAAAUCGCAAGUUAUUUCCAUGCUGUCAAUUUAAUUUCCUGUAACAAAAUUUUAAAUAGUAGAGUUCAAAACUGUGUUAAGUAAAGUAAUUGUAAAGUGUCUUUGUUUGUUUGUUUUAAUUUACACUAAGGAUUCCAAAUUUUUACUCCUUACUAGAAUUAUAUUCAUUGAGGAAUACUUUAAUAUGAAAUCAUGACAACAUUUAUUCAGUACUUUGUACAGGGAUAUAUAGAAAGGAUGAAUUCAGAGGAGAUAAAUUUUUAAAUAAGCUUUUCAA